Molecule: messenger RNA, 1281 nt
Organism: Pedinophyceae sp. YPF-701
Lineage: Eukaryota; Viridiplantae; Chlorophyta; Pedinophyceae
Source: the annotation of a GenBank genome assembly
AUGGCGGGCGGACGGGCGCCGACCGACACGAAGAUAGCGAACGCAUGCAAGAAGAUUCUGCCGACGGUCGACAUCAAUGUAACGAGCGAGCGGGAUGUCCGCCUGCUCGUCGCGGGGAGCCUGCAGUGCCCGGAGCUGACCCAGGACGAGAGCUUCAAGGCCGUGGUGCGCCGCGAAAUCGGGGCGUACAUCGAGGCAGCAGGCGUCGAUGCGACCGGCGUGGAGCCAGCUGCCAAGCGCAAGGGCGAGGCGGGGCCGUCGGACAACGCGGGGGCGUCGCGGAAGCGUGCCGCGGCUCCCGCGGCCAAGGGGACCCCGAAGAAGGCCAAGGGCGGGGCGAAGGGCGACGUCGAAAUCGCGCUGUCUGACAUGCGCAAGGCGUCCAUCUCCACCUGGAAACAGACGCGGUCCGUGGACGUCAGGGAGUUCUACGAGAAGGACGGCAAGAAGCUGCCGGGGUUCAAGGGCGUGCGGCUGUCGCGCGAGCAGUGGGUCGCUCUCGUCGGCAUGAUGCCGCAAGCGACCGCGGCGCUGGAGGCGGAGGACGGCGGCUUCAACCGCGACCUGGCCGGGAGCAACAAGCGCGUCUCGAUCUACGUCGGGAAGAUCAAGGCGGUGGACGUGCGCGAGUACUGGGAGAAGGACGGGGAGUGGAAGCCUGGCAAGAAGGGCAUCGCGCUCCCCGCCGACCAGUGGGCGAAGCUGUGCGGCGCAGCGGACGCCCUCACCGUCGCGCUGGGCCCACCGCCGGCGCAGGACGCCGCAGCGACGGGCUCCCCCGCGCCAGGAGGCUCCCAGGCGGACGAAUUCUACGUCGACCUGGCCAACAAGAAGCGAUGUACCGUGUCAUACUACAAGGGCAAACUCUACGUCGGGCUGCGGGAGUUCUACCAGGGCGCGGACGGCGUGGCGCGGCCGAGCUCCAAGGGCAUCAGUCUGUCGCCCGAGCAGUGGGCUGCUCUGUCCCCGCAGCUCGAGUCGCUGCAGCAGGCGCUCCACAACCGCGACACGUCCGCGUCGGUGCAGCUGUCGGACACGCGGCGCGCGGUGGUGAGCGAGUUCAAGGGCGCGUUCUUCCUGAAUGUGCGGGAGUUCUGGGUGAAGAAGGGGACGGAGGAGCUGCUGCCGGGCAAGAAGGGCGUGGCACUCAAUGGGGAGGGAGUGGCGGCGCUGGUGAUCAAUCGAGAGCGCAUCGACGAGAAGGUCCGGGAGAUGGAGGCCGAGGGGGACCCGGCUGAGGCCGGGGCGGCGGACGAGAAGGACAAGCACGCGCUGAGGUGA